Molecule: messenger RNA, 2960 nt
Organism: Podarcis raffonei (Aeolian wall lizard)
Lineage: Eukaryota; Metazoa; Chordata; Lepidosauria; Squamata; Lacertidae
Product: zinc finger protein 420-like
Exons: 2
Coding region: 1114-2793 (559 amino acids)
Biological process (GO): regulation of transcription by RNA polymerase II
Cellular component (GO): nucleus
Molecular function (GO): DNA-binding transcription activator activity, RNA polymerase II-specific; RNA polymerase II cis-regulatory region sequence-specific DNA binding
Source: RefSeq, a predicted model, not a curated record
GCCUCCCGAGAGAGCCUAGAGAAGGAGCAAGGAAGGGAGCAAGGGGCUCCCAGCAAGAAGCCCAGAGCCACCUCGGACCAGCAUCUCCCUCCGCCCCUUACUAGCCUGGCACAUGCAUUGAAAACAAGAAGCUCAUGGUGUCUCUGUUCCUGAGGAAAGUUCCUGGAUGGCUGCUUUCUUCAGCACCUGCUCUUCUGGUUUGCUUCCCCUUGCAGGAGGCAGGGAAGCGCUGAGGUGGCAGAGCAACAGGGGCGGCAGGAAUCACGAAAAGCAAUGACCAGCUUCACAGUUUUCCCCACAUGGUUACUUUUUACAUAGGGCCAGCUCGCAUUGUGAUUUAUGAUAUAUUGCCACGUUGAAUGCUAUGAAACUGUUACCAUGAUGUGGACUUCAGGCUGGUUUGGGAUGAUGUGCUGAUAUAUCACCCAGCCCUAGUCUGGAGCCCUUGUGGUUGCGCUUAGAUUAAGUAAGAGUAAUGGUGGAACAGAUUCCCUCAAGAGGUGCUGGGCCCCUUCCUGGGAAGCUCUGAAGCAGAGGUUGGAGUGCCAUGGAUGCUUUAAUUGAGAUUCCUGCAUUGCAGAGGGUUGGACAAUAAUCCUCAGGGUCUCUUCCAAGUCUGUGAUUGUAUGUCACUAGUAUUAUUUAUCAGUUGUUGUAGUUUUAUUUCAGUAUUGAUUGAAUGCUAAAUUGGCUUCUAAGCAGUUGACAAACAAUAGUGAACAUUGGCCAGGGCGCACCUGAUCAGCUCCAUCAAUUGCACAGUGAGGGUUCCCCCCUAAAACAGCGCACAGGGAGAAAAGAACACAACGUGGAGCUCUAGCCAGUUACACAAAGAUUUCCAUCAUUAAAAUACACAAUAAAAUUAUUCCAUUAAAAUGUUAAAUAAGCAUUUUAAAUAAUUAAAAUGUGCAGCAAAACAAUCCCAUUAAAACAACGCAGCAAAGAACAGGCAGAAAACAACAGAGCAAAGUAUAGUAGAUAAUUUUUAUGCUAUCUAAGAUGAAGACCUCUUUCUUUUAGGGUGCAGUGUGUUUUGAAGAUGUAGCUACUUGUUUCACAGAUGAGGAGUGAGCGUUGCUGGAUCCUGACCAGAGAGCUCUGCCUAAGAAAGUCAUGGAGGAGAAUCAGGGGAUCAUGGACUCUCUUGAAGGUGAUGAAUUGGAAAUAAAGAAGGGAGGCCACCACAAAAUCUGCACAGUGGAGAGGCCGUGUGGAGCGAACUUCAGCCAGAGCUCCCAUAUCACUUCCCAUCGAAUAAAUCCUACUGGGGAGAAGCCCUAUCAGUGCUUGGAAUGUGGAAAGAGCUUAAGUAGUAAAGCAAGGCUCUUUUCCCAUCAAAGAAUUCAUACAGGGGAGAAGCCCUAUCAGUGCUUGGAGUGUGGAAAGAGCUUUCGUGUGAGGACCCAUCUCAUGACCCAUCAAAGAAUUCAUACAGGGGAGGAACCAUACCAGUGCUUGGAAUGUGGAAAGAGCUUUAAAAUAAGUGCAAAUCUCCAUCGACACCAGAAAGUUCACAUUGGGGGAAAACCUCACCAGUGCUUGGAAUGUGGAAAGAGCUUCCGCGAGAGGGCCCAUCUUACAACCCAUCAGAUAAUUCAUACAGGGGAGAAGCCCUAUCAGUGCUUAGAAUGUGGAAAGAGCUUAAGUAGUAAAGAAAGGCUCUUUUCCCAUCAAAGAAUUCAUACAGGGGAGAAGCCCUAUCAGUGCUUGGAGUGUGGAAAGAGCUUUCGUGAGAUUACCAAUCUCGUGACCCAUCAAAGAAUUCAUACAGGGGAGGAACCAUACCAGUGCUUGGAAUGUGGAAAGAGCUUUAAAAUUAGCGGAAACCUCCGUGAACACCAGAAAGUUCACACUGGGGAAAAACCAUAUCAGUGCUUGGAAUGUGGAAAGAGCUUCAGUAACAGCAGCUACUUCACUUCCCACCUAAGAAUUCAUACUGGGGAGAAACCAUAUCAGUGCUCAGAAUGUGGAAAGAGCUUCCGACAGCGGUCCAAUCUUACAGCCCACCAGAUAAUUCACACAGGGGGGAAACCAUAUCAUUGCUUGGAAUGUGGGAAGGGCUUCCGUGUGAGGUCCUCUCUCACAGCACAUCAAGUAAUUCAUACAGGGGAGAAACCAUAUCAGUGCUCAGAAUGUGGGAAGAGCUUUAGCAGUAGCGCAAACUUACAUCGGCAUCAGAAAAUUCACCGUGGGGAGAAACCACAUCAGUGCUUGGAAUGUGGGAAGGGCUUCUGUGAGAGGUCCACUCUCAAGGCCCAUCAAGUAAUUCAUACAGGGGAGAAACCAUAUCAGUGCUUGGAAUGUGGAAAGAGCUUCAGUGUGAAGGCCAAUCUCUCAGCCCAUCAAAGAAUUCAUACUGGAGAUAAACCAUAUCAGUGCUUUGAAUGCGGAAAGAGCUUUAAUACAAGCACAAACCUCCAUAGUCAUCAAAGUAUUCACCGUGGGGAGAAACCAUUUCAGUGCCAAGAGUGUGGAAAGAGCUUUCUGCGGAAGCGCGGUUUCACUUCUCAUCAAACAAUUCAUACAGGGGAGAGACCAUUUCAGUGUUUGGAAUGUGGAAAGAGCUUUAAGACAAAUGCAAACCUCCAUAGUCAUCAAAGUAUUCACCGUGGGGAGAAACCAUUUCAGUGCCAAGAGUGUGGAAAGAGCUUUCUGUGGAAGCAGAAUUUCACUUCUCAUCAAAGAAUUCAUACAGGGGAGAAACCAUUUCAGUGUUUGGAAUGUGGAAAGAGUUUCAGUCGGAAGGGCAAUCUCUUGACCCAUCAAAGAAUUCAUAAAGGGGGGAAACUAUAGGUUAAGGGUUGUUGUUUUACAUCUUUAUUGGUUUUUCUGUUGAUUUACAACCACCCUUUUCAUACACGUCAACAUACACUAUAAAUAAUUGAAAUCUCUCAACAUUCCACCAUUGAACAUGUAUGCAUAAACAAAAAAUAAAAUAAAUAUGUUACUUAUCUACUGAA